This is a messenger RNA of Saccostrea echinata, 2013 nucleotides long. RefSeq names its product receptor for retinol uptake stra6-like. Gene Ontology annotation, biological process: vitamin A import into cell. Gene Ontology annotation, cellular component: plasma membrane. The transcript has 18 exons. NCBI's taxonomy places the organism in Eukaryota, Metazoa, Mollusca, Bivalvia, Ostreida, Ostreidae. Bases 1 to 2007 code for a protein of 668 amino acids. The record is from RefSeq and is a predicted model, not a curated record. Gene Ontology annotation, molecular function: signaling receptor activity; retinol transmembrane transporter activity.
AUGGCAUCAAUGAUAUCCCCUUUAGGGGAUCUGCUGGUGGCUUUUGCGAUGUGUUUCGCCCGAGAUAAACAAAGGGAAGAAUGUCCGGUGCUUUAUUCCCAUCAAGAAUUCAGGCUAUCUUUACUACUUCCAGCGGCCAUUGCUACAUUAGUGUUGGCAUUUUUGACACAUAGAACUAAGCAAAAACUGCACGUGUUAAAUGGACGACCAGGACUUAUUUUCCCAAUGGACAUUCUCAAAAGGUCUCACAGGUUUUCCUAUGCUGCAGCAUUUGGGACUCUUGCACGUCUCUGUUCUGAUAUUGUAUUCGAUGCUAAAUAUGCAUUCAACUAUAAUGGUCCGAUAUACCUUAAAGUGUUUGUUGCACUUACCUCGAUGUUCAUAUAUGGUCUUGGCUACUAUCCCUUGUUUGCCGGAAUCACUGCAGAGAGUCCUGUGGGAUAUUUUAUUGCUACAUUGUUUGCAUGGAUUUUCACAGUUGAUUUUUUCAUCACUUCCUUUUGUAAACAACCAUUCAACAUUUCCUAUUUGGUCCUUAUUAUCGAGCUGCUGCCGGAAAUUAUCUGCUAUUUGUACCUUACCUUUAGUCUACCCGCCAGAUUUAUCCUAUCCAUUGUAAAACCUAAGAAAAAGCUAAAACUUGCUGUAGACUUUGAGAGCAGUGAUGAUCUGUAUGAAUCAAUUAGGAAAUCAUACCAGGGCAGUCACGUUAGGAAACUGUUCACUAAACAAGACCCUCCUCCACCACCCCCUGAAGAUAUGAAGAAUAAAAUUAUUUUUCGUCUGAAAUAUCUAUCCGAAAAAAUAUUCUACAGAAGGGAGAGAGGAUUCAAGUACUCAGCCAGAAUGAUUUCUUUAAUGGCUGUAGGAUUUGUGCUCUUGUAUAAGGUGAUUUUUUUACUGUAUACAGGGUUAUUUUUACCACUUGUAGUCUACGAGAUCUUCGAUUACUUAGAGAACGGUUUGAUCGCACAAUUUGAAUCUAUUGGAUGGACCGCCCAACCUGGAGAAGCAGCUUCAAUAGAAACAAUAAGAGAGGGAUUGUACAUCGCUUAUUACUUUGUCAGAUCUUUCAGAGGUUGUGCAAUAUCCUCUCUGUCAGUUGCUUUCCUCAUUAACUUCGUUUUUCUGUUUCAUUAUUUGACGUCUUACAGACAAAAUUUACUUUCAUUAUAUAAAGGGCAAUCCAGGCAUCUUACACCAAGGACUGAAAAAUCCAAUGCAAGCCUCAUGGUUGGAAGCAUGCGUUAUGCUGGUUAUCAAGUAGGAUAUAUUGCAUGGGGAUUUUUCAUCCAGCUGCUCUUGCUUUUGAUUGUGUCUGUUGGAAUUGCUACAGUAAUAACUAUAUGGGAUAUCCUUGGUGACUUCCUUGUAUCACAGAUUAUGAGAGUUUGGCCAGUGUUACUGACGUCGGUGCUGUUAAACAUCGUGCAACUGUUGUUAUCCAAGUUCUUAUUUCUACAGGAAAAUGGCAAUAUAUUAGCUAUGGAUAAUAGACGGCUGUUCUUCGUUGUUACCUAUUUUCUGUUCUUCUACAACAUCUUCAUUGGUAUCUUCUCCUGUCUUAUGAGAAUUCUGAAGUCCAUAAUUCUAGGUUCACUUUUCCUUCCACGUCUAGACCAUAGCGUGCUACCCAGAAAAUUCCAACAAUUUGACCCGGGUUUUGAUGCUUAUUGUGGUUUUAUUCAUGUGGAAAGUACACACACAAACCCUGUUGCUAUGGUUUUCAUUAGCAUUUUGCAAGCAGAAUCAUUGACAACGCUGAAAAGAAGUAAACUAAAUGCAGUUGACUGUACCCCGAUUGAUGAAAAACAGGAAAUGAAAGAACAGAACCAACGGAAGGCGAAAUGGAAAUGGCUUCUUGCGUUCACUCUUGUAAAUAAUCCAGAACUCUCGCUACAACGAAGACUCACUCUGGCAAAGGAACGCAAUGAAAAUGUCAAGGAAAUUCUCUUCUCGCAGUAUGCAAUGCCAAUGGAAAACGGAAAUACUGAAUCCAAAAUUUAGAAAAGA